AGUUUUAAGGUGUUUUGGAUACAGUGAAGGGUCGGACUCUAUACACAAUAUAUGCCGUUUACUCUUUCAGAAGAGCUUGGCAUAGCGCUUGAAUAUGCAUCCUAACAUGGCACGUGCAUCGCACAACCACAGACGUUAUUCGUCAAGCGUGCGUCCCCGCGUAAGAGAUUCAUACUACAAGACAUCGGUUAAGGAUUCUGAGUUGUACAGUACAGCUGUCGAUUCGUCUAAGACACCAAAAAUUGAUUUUUUUGGCCGUGAUCACCGGCCGGUAGCAACGAACGAACGAGAAAAGUUGCGUUCGUCCUCGACUCGAGAAGAUAGCCAGGAGGAGGAACAGAGAAUAUCUGAGCUAUCUGCCCUGAAGAAAGAGAUUGCGAGCUUAGACUCAGAAAGAGCAAAGGUGUUGGCAAAUUUGAAGUUCUUGUCGAAAGCGCUGAAUUUGGAUUUCAGGUAUUUGAAUGAGUACUACGGUACCAGGAGUUACCGGCGAAGAGAACAAGAGCAUGAUAAAACUGAGAAACAAUCUCAGGUAUUGGAAGAGGUGAAAACGAACAAUAUAAAUGAUAUCACAACAGAGUCAAUCACAGAGACGGCCAAAACUGAAGAAGAUAUUUUGGCACCCGACCAAUCAUUGUCGAAGCAUUCUUUGCAUUCUUCAGAUUCUUCUCAUGUCGAUCAGCAAAAUGAAUGGACUAACUCUGAUUCUAAUACGCACUGGGAUAAAGAUGACUCACAUUAUUCUCCACAAAAACACUCAUCUCCUCAGUCUCCUCCAUCUAAUAAUAAACCGGAUUCUUCCUCCGGUUCCUCUUCCCCUGUUUCCUAUACGAGCCGUAAACGCUCUCCUCCUUCUCUCUCUUCUUCUCCCCCUCCUAAAUCCAAACUACUAUCCGAGACUCACAAUUCUCGCGACUCCUCCGCUCCCCGCCUUGCCGUCGCCCCACGCGACAAGCUUCUGUUUCAUAACCUUCUCCUCGGUACUCUCAAAGUUGCCCAAAAGGAUAUCGAACGUGACGUUAUCGCCAAGUCUAGACUAGAGACUGAAUUCCGAAUCGAAGAUCGCGUCGCCGAUGAAGCCCAGCGCGCUGCUGAAUCUAAAAGAAAACAAGAUGAAAUCGCUAGACAAGAAGCCUUUGAAAAGCUCCAUCAACUCAACCAACUCAUCAUUGAAAAACAAACACUUUUUUCUGAUUUGCUUUGGACUGACCACAUCUCCAGGCUCAGAGAUGAGAAGUGGCUCGUUACCCAAACUCAUCCUCCUCUCUACUUCCUACCCGCUUCCGACUUGUCUAUCAAUUUCCUCGAAAGUCACAAAAGCCAGCCACCACACACACGCACACUUAUCCAAAUUCAUAAGUCAUGCCUUGAAUUCCCUAACUCUCUCUCUCUUGCUAAUAGCGAAAGUAGUACUUAGCGCACUUGAUACAUAUAUAUUUCGCAGCUUCUCUCUCCACGAUUUUUGGUCAUGUACAUAGGUAGCAUAAUGUCUCCACCAAAAUAAAAUAGAUCUUUUUCAAAACUACAAAAAAUGCAUCUUUCAUCGCAGACGCGAC
Messenger RNA from Schistocerca gregaria, 1556 nucleotides. RefSeq lists its product as uncharacterized. The record is from RefSeq and is a predicted model, not a curated record. Bases 95 to 1417 code for a protein of 440 amino acids. The transcript has 2 exons. Lineage: Eukaryota; Metazoa; Arthropoda; Insecta; Orthoptera; Acrididae.